AUGGUGCAGGAGGCUGAGAAAUACAAGGCAGAGGAUGAAGAAGUGAAGAAAAAGGUUGAAGCCAAGAAUGGCUUGGAGAACUAUGCAUAUAACAUGCGUAAUACCAUCAAAGACGACAAGAUCAGCUCACAGCUUCCUGCAGAUGAUAAGAAGAAGGUGGAGGAUGCAGUGGAGGAGGCAAUCCAGUGGCUGGACGGGAACCAGUUGGCAGAGGUUGAAGAGUUUGAAGACAAGAUGAAGGAGUUGGAAGGUGUUUGCAACCCGAUCAUUGCUCGAAUGUACCAAGGUGGUGCUGGUGGACCGGAUAUGGGCGGUAUGGAUGCUGACGGGCCUUCAGCCAACGGAUCAAGCGGAGGUGCUGGGCCAAAGAUUGAAGAAGUGGAUUAA
Erigeron canadensis is the source of this 387-nucleotide messenger RNA. Its product is annotated as heat shock cognate 70 kDa protein-like. The record is from RefSeq and is a predicted model, not a curated record. The transcript has a single exon. Gene Ontology annotation, molecular function: ATP binding; ATP-dependent protein folding chaperone. Bases 1 to 387 code for a protein of 128 amino acids. NCBI's taxonomy places the organism in Eukaryota, Viridiplantae, Streptophyta, Magnoliopsida, Asterales, Asteraceae.